AUCCCAGCGGUCUCGGUCCCGACCGGCCUCGGAGGUGAUUGCUGGGUCGAACAAUGAGGGGAUGAUCACGUGAUCCGUCUGGCUCUGGCUCUGUCCAAGCUCCGCCUCAGAAUCCUGCUCGCUGACCCGCCAAAGCCGAGAUCUCGCCCCGGCCACAGCCGCAUUCACCGAGACUUGAUCCGACCGACCGAAGCGCAAAAUGUCAAAGCAAGGCUGGGAAGAGUCCGAGUUUCCGAUUCUGUGCCACACAUGUCUUGGCGAUAAUCCGUACGUUCGAAUGUCCAAGCAGCAGCAUGGAAAAGAGUGCAAGAUCUGCUCCCGGCCUUUCACCGUCUUUCGGUGGUGUCCGGGAGCCGGCAUGCGCUACAAGAAGACGGAGAUCUGCCAGACAUGUGCCAAGAUUAAAAACGUAUGUCAAACCUGUGUUCUGGACCUCGAGUUUGGCUUGCCAACGCAGGUUCGAGACUCCAUCAUGGAUGUCGAAGACAAUAUCCCGCGCUCGGACGUCAACCGCGAGUUUUUCGUCCAGUCUGUGGAGGACAAGCUCGGCAACAGCUCCCUGGUGGACUAUGGCAAGGCCAAUUCGGCGGCCAGAGAAACCCUCAAGAAGAUGGCCCGGACCGAUCCUUACUACAAGCGCAAUCGCGCACACAUCUGCUCGUUCUUUGUGAAGGGCAAGUGCACAAGAGGCGACGAGUGUCCUUAUCGCCACGAGAUGCCUGUCGAGAAUGAGCUCUCCCACCAAAACAUCAAGGAUCGAUACUAUGGACAGAAUGAUCCUGUUGCAAAGAAAAUAUUAAAUCGCACCGACAAAGGCGCCAAGCUGCGGCCUCCAGAAGAUCCCACCAUCACCAAUCUGUACUUGACAGGGAUUACAGAGGACAUCACCGACACUGAUUUGCGAAACCACUUUUAUGCCUUUGGCGAGAUCAAGUCGGUCGUCGUGGUCAAGAAAUCAAAGUGCGCCUUUGUCAACUACGCUACUCGCGCAUCGGCGGAACUGGCCAUCGACCGAUCCUACAACAAUCUCUCGAUCAAGGGACACACUAUUCGAGUGCAGUGGGGGCGUCCCAAGGCGCAUGCGCCCCAGUCAGAGGCUCGGGGUGAGGCAGCGCAGCCCCAAAUGACCGUCGAUCAGCUCCUGGACAUGGGAGGACCGCCCCCGCCUCCUGGCCAGGGAUCUGGAAGCUACAAGUACCCAUCGGCCGAUCCCUCGUUGCUGGGAACGUCGACUCGAACCUUCCGUGCCUGAGAGGAACCCGCAUGAUCGACGCGGCAGCAGCGACUCUGUCAAAGUGGGGGGAGUGAGAGGUUUUAUUGGGGCAUUCUGCUUUCGGGUGCUGCAUGUCGCUCUUUCUGGAUGUGAAUACACACUCGUCCAUCGCUCAUAA
Molecule: messenger RNA, 1391 nt
Organism: Polychytrium aggregatum
Lineage: Eukaryota; Fungi; Chytridiomycota; Chytridiomycetes; Polychytriales
Product: Rbm22 protein
Exons: 8
Coding region: 200-1252 (350 amino acids)
Cellular component (GO): U2-type catalytic step 2 spliceosome; Prp19 complex; U2-type catalytic step 1 spliceosome
Molecular function (GO): pre-mRNA binding; U6 snRNA binding; metal ion binding
Source: RefSeq, a predicted model, not a curated record